Messenger RNA from Pistacia vera, 1409 nucleotides. RefSeq names its product F-box protein At4g35930. The coding region runs from base 241 to 1044 and encodes 267 amino acids. NCBI's taxonomy places the organism in Eukaryota, Viridiplantae, Streptophyta, Magnoliopsida, Sapindales, Anacardiaceae. The record is from RefSeq and is a predicted model, not a curated record. The transcript is spliced from 6 exons. Gene Ontology annotation, molecular function: protein binding.
CUCUUGUUCCGUGUAAUACAUUCUCUCUCUAGUCUCUGUCUCUCUGCUUCUCUCUACAUUUCUGUCACAAUUUUUUUUCAGUUUUCUUUUAACGUUGAUUUUGGUUGAUUUUAAGAAUUCAAUGAAAGAUGGCUGAAGAGUCAUCUAAUUUGUAAUCAUGUUUUAAUUUGUAAUUGGUAUUUGUUCAUAUUGGGGACGAUAGUGAAAAUUCUGAUAAAGUGACAAAGGAUUAGUAGAAUAAUGGGAAAAGUGUCGCCAAAAGAUGGGGAAACAAAAACUCCCAAACAAAAAAGGCGAUUGCGGAACUCCAGCAAUAGGUAUCUUAAACCUGGUGCACUAGCUCAGCUUCGUUACAAUAGGGCCUCAACUGCCAAGCCAUGUACUGAUUUGGGAAAAAAAAGAGUUGCUGUUUUUGAUUCCAAGAAGGUAGAGAAUGAGGACCACAGAAUUGAAAACAGGGGUUUUGAUAAAAGCCCUAUGAUGUUAUCUCCUGUGGACUUGCGUAAGCAGAAUCAUUUGAUGGGGACACCAAAGACACCUAGAGAUGAAGACUGCGAAUCAGAGUCAAGGCUUGAGGCUCUUCCAAUGGAUUUGCUGGUCAAAAUACUUUGCCACUUGCAUCAUGACCAACUGAAGGCAGUCUUUCAUGUGUCUAAAAGAGUCAGAAAAGCUGUUGUGGUUGCAAGGCAAUUAUACUUCAAUUACACCACACCUGAUCGCUCUCGGCAGGAGAUGUUGAGAACUCUAACCCCACGGCCAACUGAGCACUGGCCUUUUGUGACCAAGGGUGAAGGAAGGGGUGUUAUAAUGCGAAGUCCACAUACCCCAAAAGCACCCAGGCAUGGUCCCCGGCCACCUUCUCGUAUGAAAAUCACUGAAAUGAGACAAAUUGCCGCUGUUCUCUUCCAAGAUUCAGCAUUUUCUUCAAGAUGCAUGGUACCAUCUGUUCUGUCAAAGCCCCUUUGCAAAUCUUUGGCUUCUAAUCGAGUUCUAUUCUAUGAAGAUGAGUUAUGCCAAGCUGUUGCUCAGAACAAGCUUCGUUGAUCACAUUUCAUGGCAACCUUCUCAUUGCCCCUCCAUGUGUAUAUAGUUUUGUUUUCUGCUUCUAUAGUUUGGGUCGUGGUUAGAGUAGGGUGUAUGCAAUUUUGUAGCUUUUGCUGGGCAGUUCUAGGUCAUAUGGAACUUGAGAUCUGCAUUAGGAGUUGAAAGAUUUAGAUGAUGGUUGUCAGAAUAAUAUAUUCGAAACUGGUUACUUGUAAAUUCUCAAUAUAUGCUUGAAAGAAUGGCUUGUUUUCUUCUCAAUGGUCUGGGGGUACUAGUAUUUCUACCACUCCCUAGUAAUUCCAUAGUAUUACUAUUUCUAUGUGCUAAAACGUUUUUAAUAUAAGAGGGAUAUGUAACUGGUUUUG